Messenger RNA from Hyalella azteca, 3118 nucleotides. RefSeq names its product histone-lysine N-methyltransferase E(z) (gene E(z)). Gene Ontology annotation, molecular function: histone H3K27 methyltransferase activity; protein binding. NCBI's taxonomy places the organism in Eukaryota, Metazoa, Arthropoda, Malacostraca, Amphipoda, Hyalellidae. The coding region runs from base 23 to 2788 and encodes 921 amino acids. The record is from RefSeq and is a predicted model, not a curated record. The transcript has 17 exons. Gene Ontology annotation, biological process: chromatin remodeling.
UACUUAUUAUUACUUUAAAACCAUGGUGAAGCGCAGCAGAGUGUCAGCCAUCUGGAAGAAGCGCAUCAAACUUGAGUAUCUGCGACUACGCUCCCUUAAACGGUUCAAAAGAGCUGAUGAAAUCAAAGAUGCCUGGAACAGCAACAGAUCAAAACUUGAUGAGGCUUUGACUCGACUCAUAUCUGGGAUUGGCAACAAUGAUACUGCUAGUCAAAUAGGACUGCCGUCGGUGCCACCAGUGUGGGUGUGUGGCGUGGAGGCCCCAGCCCACGGUGCUGUGCUACGCAAGACUCACGUGACCUCGUCUGCUGGAGAAGCUCUGGUGGUGCCCAUACGCACCAUGGUGGCCGUCAACCCUUUACCCACCAUGUACACAUGGGCUCCUCUUCAGCAAAAUUUUAUGGUCGAGGACGAGACAGUUCUGCACAACAUCCCCUACAUGGGGGACGAGGUGCUUGACAGCGACGGCAAGUUUAUUGAAGAACUCAUCAGGAACUACGACGGAAAAGUCCACGGCGACAACGAGACUGGCUUCAUUGAUGACGAGAUCUUCGUCGAGCUUGUCAAGUGUCUCGUGUCAUACCAGAAGCGGGACGAGGAGACUAAGGCGGGCAAGAAGCUCUCCAGCAAAGAGCGCCCGCGGGCCCGGGACGUGGCUGACGAUGAUGACGAUGAUAAUGAUGACGAAGAUGCUGAAGAUGAUGAUACGCAAGAGGGCGAGGACGAGGGAGCUAAACUUCCUGAAGUGAACAAGAGUCCCCCCGGCUUCCCCUGCUACCAGAUCUUCCAAGGCAUCGCCGCGCUGUUCCCUGACAAGGGCACGGCCGACGAGCUCAAAGAGAAGUACAUGGAGCUGGUUGACCCGACUGCCGUGCCCCCCGAGUGCACAGCGAACAUAGACAGCGAGGGCGCCCUGAGUGUGCCCCCCGAGCAGUCCAUGCACAGCUUCCACACGCUCUUCUGCAGACGCUGCUACAAAUACGACUGCUUCUUGCACCCGUCCAGGGAUUUGAACGAAUGUCCCGGUCUGGCAUCCUCCCACCCGCGCCCCGGCAUCAACAAGCGCAAGAGCCCCGAGCUGCGCGCUCUCAGGGAGCCUUGUGGCGCUGAGUGUUACCUUAACCUGCCUGGCGUACGGAACACAGGCACCAGCGGUUCAUCAAGCGUGGCAGGGGAAGACGUGUGUCAGGACUCCAUGAACUCCUGCAGCAGCAGCAGCAUCGUCGCCAAGACAACGACCAGCAUCGUCAGCAGCAACAAGUUACGUCGCAGUUCGUCACAGGAUCGCGGUAAUGACGAUGACAGCUCCGAGGAAAGCAACGAUAGCAUGAGACUUGUGCGGUACUUUGCUGCUGCUUCUGCCGCCGCUUGUGCUGGUGCCGGCCCGUCGACCUCUUCUGAUGGCCAUGUAGGCGGCAGCUCAGGUAACGGUAUUCGCCGACAGAAUAGCUUUAGUGGAAUUACCGGCGUUACCAACGGUACAAAUGGCCAUGACUGCGAGAGAGCGUCUGGCAGUAACAAAUAUUACGGCUGUGAGAACGACCGUAACGGGAAAUACGUGUACACGGCCCCGUGUGACGCUGCACAACGCAGUCUUCUGGCCGUACUUCGCAGUGACCGUACGGAGGGAGCUCAACAAAAUAUGGGGGAAAACAAUCCGAAAGACGAACGCGAUUUGGUGGGAAAAAUACUAAAAGAAGAAGGGGAGUUGGAGGGCAACAACCCUAAAGACGGACGUGAGUUUGGUGACAAAAACUCGAAAGACUCCAAAGAUUUGUUGGAAAAAUCUAUUAAAGACGAAGGGGAGUUGGGAACCGGAGGGAGGAGUGACGACAGUUGGCUGGGAUCAGAAGCCUCGCUUUUCCGAGCUCUUCAGAAGGUUUUUCUGAACAAUUACUGCGCUAUUGCUCAGGCCAUCAUGUCCAAAACUUGUCAGCAGGUUUAUGAGUUUUCUCGCCUCGAGAGCACCGAGCUGCCGGCAGACGCCGUGCAGAAGGACAGCACUCCGCCCCGCAAGAAGAAGAAGAAACACAGGCUUUGGUCCAUGCACUGCCGCAAAAUUCAGCUCAAGAAAGACUCGAGCAACAACCACGUGUACAACUAUUCUCCGUGUGACCAUCCUAACCAGCCGUGUGAUCAGAACUGUGGCUGCAUCCUGACUCAGAACUUCUGCGAGAAGUUCUGCCACUGUAGUCCCGACUGCCAGAACAGGUUCCCCGGGUGUCGGUGCAAGGCUUCGUGCAACACGAAACAGUGUCCGUGUUUCCUGGCGGUGCGGGAGUGCGACCCUGACUUGUGCACCACGUGCGGUGCUAAUCAGUUCACCGUCGCAAAAAUUACAUGCAAAAACGUCUCCGUCCAGCGCGGUCUACAUAAGCACUUGCUGAUGGCCCCAUCAGAUGUGGCUGGCUGGGGCAUAUUCCUCAAGGACUCAGUAAAUAAGAACGAGUUCAUAUCAGAAUAUUGCGGCGAGAUUAUCUCCCAAGACGAGGCUGAUAGACGCGGCAAAGUCUACGACAAAUACAUGUGUUCAUUCCUCUUCAACCUCAACAACGACUUCGUCGUGGACGCAACUCGGAAGGGGAACAAGAUUAGGUUCGCCAAUCACUCUAUAAACCCGAACUGCUAUGCCAAAGUCAUGAUGGUUAACGGCGACCAUCGCAUUGGCAUCUUCGCCAAGCGUCACAUCGCUUCUGGGGAGGAACUCUUCUUUGAUUACAGAUAUGGACCGACGGAGCAACUGAAAUUCGUCGGGAUCGAGCGAGAGGUGGAACCGUAUCGACUGUAGGCUCCUCAGGUGCCAGUCGUUUCAUUUCAAUGAAAUUGUCGAUUAUGGUCAAAUUUUUCAGAGAUUUUUUCCACGGUUAGUUAUGAACUUAAUCAAGUUUCGUUAACAUUUAAUCCCAGUUCGCCAUCAAUGAGAAAAUGCGAAUAAGUUGAAUUCCCUCAAUUCAAAUUUCCGUUAUUUAGUGGCAUCUCUUUCAUUAAUAUUGUGGAAGAAGCUAUUUAUAUUAUGAGAAAUUCAUUUGCCCACGAACUGCCGUAUUAGUACAAAACUAUGAUAGACAUUCAAUGAUUCCAAUAUAGAUGAUUAUGAUCAAUAGAUGAUAGCAUCCAA